AUGAGUUUCGCGCAGCCUUUUCAGUCUUACCAGCCUUAUGGCUCCCAAACCACCGGAUCAGAAGCCAAGAAGCCUUUUUCUUCGACGGUCGACUUCAGCGAUCAGUCAUACGAGAUGCCCUUUUUCGUAGACGUUGAGCCGGCCACUAUGAAGCCCGGCGGCAGUGUCGCCAGGAAGCCAUUGGCCGUUCAACCUAUUACCAAUGCGCCCCAAAGCGUCCCCAAGCAAAUGUCAGAUGAUCGCAACACCAAGAUACCCCAGGGCAAUACAUCGCCAGUCAUGACCAAAGGGCCUGAGAAAGCCCCGCUCCUACCUCCGCGCAAACCGACCUUCAAGGCCAACCCGGCCGCAUUUCUGGAAAGCUUCGGAUUUCCUUCCAUGCAAAACUUCUACAUCGAACCGACAGCACCAAACCCCAACUCCCACCAAUGGCUCAACCAAGAUCCCCUCUUCAUCAACUGGAAGAGUUCCAAGCACGGGCUGCUUUGGCUACGAGGAUCUGAAGGAUGCGGAAAGUCCACUUUGACGAAGCAUGCCCUUCAUUCUCAGUUGAAGGAAGAGCCGAACGCGAUUCACUUGACCUACUCGUUCUCCAUGUGCGGAAGCGAAGUUCCAAGGUCGCGGUUGGGAUUCUACAAGGCGCUGAUCCACCAGCUGAUCCCACAAUCCCCCGAAACAUUCAGCGACGUCAAGGCAAGGUUUGAGAAAAUCGAAUCGGCCUUGCCUCUGAGGCAGCAGGUGGCAUGGGGCGCCCAAGAGCUCUAUGAAGACUUGACCAAAGCUGUUACUAAGCUACUGAAGACGCGAUCUAUCACCAUUUACGUUGACGGUAUUGACCGGUCGGAAGGGGAGACUGCUCCUAAACUGGCGCAAGACUUUUCCAAACUUCUUGAGAAGUCGCUGCCGAAGCCUACUGCCAAAGAGCCGACUAUUGCACAUGGGCUCAAGAUCAUCUUCUCUAGCACAUUGAUCCCUACCAAGGACCCUUUCCCCCGAUCCUACGUCGAUGUGGACGAGAAGAACGGGCCAAGUCUUGCGCAUUUCCUCGAGGAACAACUCUCUACCACCGAUUUUAACACACGACAGCUGGUUCUGUCCAAAUCUGGCUCUUCGUUCAUCUCGGCUCGUCUGAUCAUUAAUCACAUCAAAUUAUUUGGUCCGGCGCGGUCUUCUCUUGUCCAGCAGCCUUCUCCUACACCCGCUCCUAUCUCUUUUCUGCUAGGCGAUUACUUCCAAAGCCUGGCGCAACAAGGGAACAAGAGUUUGACGUCACUUUUGACUUGGUGCUGUCUGGCAUCUAGACCACUAACCCUUGCUGAGCUUCGAGUGGCUUUGUCACUCGAUAUGAUGCCUAAGCUUGAAUCCAGCAAGGAUCUCUUGAAUGCUGAGCCGUUCUCUCGAUACAGCUCAGACGAGAGUUUCCAGUCCUGGAUCAAGACUACCUCCUGGGGUCUGAUAGAAACUGUGAGCUUACGCGGCCAGAGAGUCGUAAAGGUGAUGCACGAUAGCAUCUCAGCUUUCUUCGUUUCAAAGGGACUAGACAUGCUGUCUUUCAGCUCCCAAGAUAAUCCAAGCUCUCCACUCCAGCGGGCUCAUCACUCCCUUGCCAUGUGCCUCCUGCGCUAUCUUGCACUACUUCCUAAGGAGCCACAAUGGCAAUCAAGGUUCCAGACAGAACCUGCGCUUCAGUUGCUUCAGUAUGCUGGGACCAAUUGGUCCAUCCAUAUUUCGGCAGCGGGUUUGAGCAAGCCGGAAGCUUCGAAGAUACUAAAGUUGCUCCAAUGGCCCUCUGACAGCGUGCUUAGCCCCUUAGUAAAGCUAGACCAGGAGAAUUCGGCGAUUGCAGAGCUGCAAGGAACACUUUGGGCACAUAUCUUUGCAGUCUAUGGACAUGCUACCCUACUCUCCGUGGCCAUCAAGAAAGCUGGCACGGAGGUUUCGGGCGUAUUGGAUACUCAGAAGAGAAGCCCGUUGCAUCAUGCCGCGCUACAUGGACACUUAGCAGCUUCAAAGCAACUUCUCAAGUCCGGUGCAAAGGCAAACGCUCGAGCAAUCAACGGGCAGACAACUCUACACUUUGCUGUUCUACAAGGCUAUCAAAGUGUUUUGAAACCUCUACUCGAUAGUGAUCCAAGUUUGGUAUCUGCUACGAAUGAAUUUGCCCAGACACCGCUUCAUUUGGCCGUUGUUCGUGGUAAUUCAUCUACCAUCAAACUUCUUCUGGAAAGAAACGCCAAUGCCAAGUCGUUAGAUCGGUUCAAUAACUCCAUUCUGCAUCAUGCUGUAGCCACAGACAAGGCGAAUGUCUUGAAGCUAAUUCUCGAUGGUGGUGCGGAUAUCAACCUGCAAGAUGGCCAGGGUCGUACGCCACUGCAUCUCGCUAUUGCAGAAAACCGCCCAGCCGCUAUCAAAGUUCUUUUUGAACGCUCUUGUCGAGUGGAUAUCAAUGACAAGGAGGGAAAGAGUGCUCUUCAUUUGGCAGCAGCUUCAGGAAACAAAUCAUGCGCACAGGAGCUCUUGAGGCAGAAGGUACCGGUUGAUUUGAAGGAUGUGCAUGGCCAGACAGCGCUGGUAUAUGCCGUUCAAGGCCUCCACAUCAAUCUCAUCAAGCUGCUUCUAGAGGCUAAGGCUGAUGUCAACGUGAAAGACAAGCUCGGCUUCACUGCUCUUAUGCUGGCAGUGAGAGCCAACCAGGAGAAGAUCACGAAGCUUCUGCUAGAAGCAAACCCAGAUCUGAAUGCUCUUAGCAGUGAAGGUCAUACAGUUAUCUACUAUGCUGUCUAUAGGGGAAAAGCGGUGCCGUUGCUUUCAGAUCAAGAGCAAUUCGUUGCAUCUUUGUUGUUGAAACACUACAAGAAGAGGUAUUCAGUCUGGGAUCAGGAAUGGUUGGCCUGUAAAGACAGGUUUGCAGCUGAGCAUGGAAAGAAGAAGGACGUGGACGCCAAGCCAAAGUCUAAGACAGAGUCCAAGAAGAAAAUAGCACCAACAUCUUCUUCUGUUCCUUCAAAGACCGCAAGGGCACCGAAGCCUGUCAAACCUGUUGACGUCGCCAAACCAGCCGUCAAUGUCGCUAAGCCGACCGCCAACGCAGGCGCACAAAUGACUGCUUCGAAACCCAGUCCCCCUUUAGCAGGACCGCAGGAAUCUGCAAAGCAUGGCCCUCCAACUGGAGCUACGAACACAGCCCAAGGCCAGACGCUGGCGACCACAUACUCUCCAUUCGCAUCUGGUGGUCCAGUCCCAGUUACACCCCCUGUGGUACAGCAACAACAGACAUCCAAGCCCAACACCUCGACCCCGAUGUCUGCAGACAGACAGCAGCAGCAGCAGCAAACCUCCGGUUUCAAGUCUUACCAGCCUUCGCAACCUACCAUUGGAGCUAAGGAACAAGUGACACCCAACUCUGGAGGACCUCUCGCAAAACCCACUCAGCCCCCUCAACCUGCGGUGGUGACUGAGCACCAAAAGCCGAGCCACAGAAACAGCUGGGCUAUGUAUAGCGCGCUCUCAUCAAGCUCUCCAGUUUCAUCCCAAGAAACGCCCCUGGCCGUGCAGAAUUCGUACUUUUCGUAUUCUAGCCCAUCUCAGCAACCCUCUAACAGCAGCAAUUCGUUUAAGCCUUUUCAACCAUUCCAGCCUGAUCAGACCCGUGGUGCUUCUCCAGGUGGAGCUUCAAGGCCACAAAGUCAAGUCGACCACAGGUCUUCUCUGCCUUCGCAGAAGUCUCUAGGUCAAGCUGGGCAAAGCAGUCCGGGUCAACCGGUACCGCAGCACGGAGCAGCCCAGGCCUAUCAGCCGUUUAGCAGCAACCCCCUCGCGUCCAGUGCAGCUUCAUACCAGAUCCAGGCACCUUACCAGAGUCCUAUGGAUCCAUCUAUCAAACCUACUGCACCCCUGAGCCUUGGUCGCAAGCCUGUAGGCAGGCAUCAGCCAACACAGCCUGUGGCAGACCAGUUUACGAAGCCAUCACCAAACAACCUCUGGCAACCUUACCAGGCUCCUGCUGUUAUGGGACAAUCUGCGCCAGGAAGGCAGAAUGUUCAGAACAGUUUCGCUUCGCCACCUCUUGCUGGAUCAAACGCACCUCCGCAGGCAGCACAAGGAAAGAAAUCGCCAGCACCUGGUACAUCUCAAAGAUCGAUGCCAACCCAGCACUCUCUUCCAGCUCAAAAGCCUCCCAGUCCUCAGCAAGGCGCUUCAAGUGCCUAUAUCGUCGCGUCCCAAGGCUCGACUCUUGCUCAGCGCCCUGUAGUUCAGAAACCUGCGGCGACUCAGUCGAACCCAUCUCAGAUGCCGGCUCCCGCGCAGCAGCCCAUCCCGACUCAGAGGCCGGUUUUGCCAAAGACCAGCCAGACAUCUUCUCCGGUUCAACAAGGGGCUCCAGGUCGCAAGCCUGUUCCCGGUCAAGCUCCUCCAGCUCAGAAACCUGCUCCAGUACAGCAGCCUUCUGCGGCGCAACUUGCCCAGGCGCCCAAGGCCCCUUCAUCCCAGAAGCCUCCAUCGUCUCAAAAGCCAGCCCCAACUCAGCAGCCACCUGCAAACCAGAAACCUGCAAUCGGCCAAGCUCCUCUGGGCCAGAAGCCCGUCCCGGCACAGCAACCCGCUACAAACCAGAAGACUACGCCUGGCCAGCCCACCCAAGCCCAAAAGUCUCCUCCAGCAAAACAGCCUGGUGCAGACCAGAAGCCCGCUUCAGCAAAGCAAGCAACUGCAGACCAAAAGUCUGCCCCGACAAAACAGACAGCUACCGGUCCGAAGCCUCCUCCUGGUCAGGUUCCUCAAGCUCAAAAGCCUGUCCCAGCACAGCAGCCUGCUUCGGCCCCCAAGCCCUCUCCAGCUCAGAAGCCUCCAGUUCAGCAGGUUAAUUCAGACCAGAAAAAGCCUGUACACCCUGCUUCGGCGAGGGCACCGGGCCAACCCUCAACAGUACAGAGACCCGACUCGUCAGGGCCCAAGAAGCCAUCUCCCGCGCCAGCUCAAUCUUCUGGAUCUUCGCAAAAGGCGCAGCACGCCACUGGACAGAGGUCAGUUGAUACAUACGGUUCUCGUGGCAUGCAUACACAGAGCCACGACGCAAAGAACGAUGGUUCGGGUAAAUCCUCUGCAGGCAAGAUCGCUGCAAUUACUGGUGCUGGUCUUGUUGCUGGUGGAGUUGGUGGUUACAUGCUAUCCAACUAUUAUGAGAAGAAUCAUUACGAGAACAACUUUGUUAACGAUGAGAGGAGCAUAAACCCGGACCAAGGUUAUUAUCAACCCGUUCCACCUUCAACUCACACGGAGUACUAUUACUUGCAGACACCUGUAGAGCAAUCUGAACACUCAGCAGAGGAGACUGGGGCUGGAGAAUCCGAAGAUGAUCACCAGUCAGAUGAUGAAAGUGAAGCUCAUUCGAGUGAAGUUGAGUCGGUUUCUUUCAGCGUGGACGUUUCUGAUGCUGAAGACUAUGAUGAUCAAGCUUUGUCAGAAGACUCUGAUGAUAAUGACCUCGAUUCUAUUGGCGGCGACUCCGAUGAUGGAGAUGAUGUCGAGAGCUUGAACUUUGACGAGGACGAGGACGACAGCCUACACCUCGCAACCAAUUUCACAGACGACGAGAACGAAGAUGAGAAUGGGGAUGAGAGCGAUGUGGACAACGAUGUUGAAAGCAAUGUUGAGAGCGAUGUUGAGUCGGAUGAAAACACUGAUGCUGAUGUUUCAGAUGACGACAUGAUCAAUCAAAGCUUUCAAGCAGAGUCAGAGGGCGAGCACGAUGCAGACCUAGGUCAGGACGACUCAGACUCCGACUCCGACUCCGACAUCGCGCAAGAGGUGGAGUCGGAUCAAGAAAGCGAUGUUGAACCGCAACAUGGCAACUUCACCGGAUAUCACCAGCAUCAAACGUACGACGAGGCUGAUUCCGACAAUGAAGAACAGCAAGGCUACUAUGACAACCACCAACAACAUGCUUUUGAAGAAUCUGAUUCAGAGGAUGAAGUUCAACAAACUCAUUAUCAUGAUCAGUACCAAGAACAAGAACACUUCCAGGAACAAACUUACUACCAAGAUCAAACUCACCAUCAGGAGCAAGAGCACUACCAGGACCAGUAUCAGCAACAGACUUUCCAGCAGGAAGAUUCUGAGGAGGAGGAUCAGCCAGUCCACUAUUCCAAUCAGCAGCAUAUUGUUCAGUCCGAUUCGGAAGAUGAAGAUGAAGUGCAACAAGAUCAUUACCAUGGACAGUACCAGCAACAGAAUCAGUACGGACAGUACCAGCAGCAGGUGCAAUCUGAUUCCGAGAAUGAGUCCGACAGCGAGGUCAACGGACAAGUUGAUGAUAGCGAUGAGGAUGAGAACAAUUACGGCCAGGUAGAUUCUGAUGAUGAUAAUGGAUAUAACGCCGGCGGAAACUACGCAGCGGCUGGAUAUGAUUCUGAUGACUAUUAG
Messenger RNA from Fusarium coffeatum, 6423 nucleotides. RefSeq lists its product as uncharacterized. NCBI's taxonomy places the organism in Eukaryota, Fungi, Ascomycota, Sordariomycetes, Hypocreales, Nectriaceae. Gene Ontology annotation, molecular function: protein binding. The transcript is spliced from 2 exons. The record is from RefSeq and is a predicted model, not a curated record. The coding region runs from base 1 to 6423 and encodes 2140 amino acids.